CCAGGCACCAGCCACAGUCCGACACACGGAGCUCCCACACGGGCUACACUUCACCCACACACCGUCACUGCACCGGAGCGCGGAGCCCCUUCUGACAGCCGCCCAACCACACCUCCGUCCCGGGAAGACUGUGCCCUGCCUACCCCCGGCCAGCACCUCCAACCGCAACACCCAGGGGAAGGACGGAAAGGGGGGGACUGUCUGGCUGAACUUGCCCCGUCUGCCGGCUUCGCUGCUCGGUCACAGCCUUGACGUUCUCCCGCUGUCUGUCUGGAGGCUGGAGCUGCUAGCCGCGCUGCUAACGAGCACCCACCCCGUCUUUGCGUCUCCUUUUGCGGGGAAAAAAGACACCUGUCCCGGCUGUCAACACCUUAAAACGCUUUUAAACUUUUCAGACAAUGCGCUGCUCAAUUUUUAACUACUUUUUACAAGACUUUUGCUCGUUUUUAUCUCGUUACUUGUGAAAUCUCGCAUCUUAUAACUUCAAGAAGGAGGAGGAACUGUUUUGCAACUCAAUUUUUGGGACUAACUUCAGUAUUUUGACAUAUUUUCUUUGUCGUGACGCUUUAAAAGUUACAAACCAGCCAAAUAGCUAUGAUAAAUUGUGGCCAAAAAGUCAAUUUCAGUAUUUAUAAGAUUUACUGGGAGACUCUUUACUAUUUGUGCAAAGAAAACAUUUGCUUUUGCAGCUAACACCAACUAGCUGGCUUUAGUUAGAUUGCGAGUUAGAUUGCGAGUUAGAUUCCUGCAUAUUUACCAGGCAAGCUGCAAAUCUGUUACACAUAUUUUUACAUAGAAUUGCAUAGAUUUUUUUGGGAGAAUUACCGUGCCAUUUUCGCUCGCUUUGCACAAGAGUGAAAGUAUCGAUCAGUGGGAUUAUUGUGCUGUUUUAGCUGAUUGGAAAAGGCCAAACGAAAACGAAAGAAAGGGAAAGAGAGGAGAAAUAUGUCGGGCCAAUCUCUCACGGACCGUAUAGCGGCGGCUCAGCAUAGCAUGACCGGCUCCGCCAUCGGCAAAGCGGUGUGCAAGGCGACUACACACGAAGUCAGCGGGCCCAAGAAAAAACACCUCGACUACCUGAUCCACUGCACCAAUGAGAUGAAUGUGAGCGUCCCUCAGCUCGCAGACACUCUGUUUGAGAGAACGGCCAACUCCAGCUGGGUCGUGGUGUUCAAGGCUCUGAUCACCACCCACCACCUCAUGAUGUACGGCAAUGAGCGCUUCAUCCAGUACUUGGCCUCUCGAAACUCUCUUUUCAACCUCAACAACUUCCUGGACAAAGGAGCUCUCCAAGGUUACGACAUGUCGACUUUUAUUCGCCGUUACAGCCGAUACCUGAAUGAGAAGGCCAUGUCCUACAGACUGGUGGCAGUGGACUUCACCAAGAUGAAGAGAGGAGUGGAUGGAGUAAUGAGAACCAUGAACACAGAGAAACUCAUCAAGACAUUACCCAUUAUUCAGAACCAGCUCGACGCACUGCUGGAUUUCCAGGCCAAUCCAAACGAGCUGACCAAUGGUGUGAUAAACUCUGCCUUCAUGCUGCUGUUCAGAGACUCCAUUCGGCUGUUCGCGGCCUACAAUGAAGGAGUCAUUAACCUGCUCGAGAAAUAUUUCGACAUGAAGAAAAACCAGUGUAAAGAUGCGUUGGACAUUUAUAAAAAGUUCCUGUACAGAAUGACCAAACUCUCGGAGUUCCUCAAAGUGGCAGAGCAAGUUGGAAUAGAUCAGGGGGACAUUCCCGAUCUCUCACAGGCUCCCAGCAGUCUCCUGGAGGCACUGGAGCAGCACCUGGCUUCACUGGAGGGCAAAAAGACGAAGGAGCUGAGUGCAGACACCAGGGCGUCCACUUUGAACAGCGCAGUCUCGUCUCUGUCCUCCACCGGGAUGUCCUUCAGUCGUAUGGACGAGAAAGAGAGACAGCAGGCUCUGGAGGAGGAGCAGGCCAGACUACAGGCACUCAAGGAUCAGCGCCUGAAGGAGAUCGGGGCCCACACUCCCCCCUCCGCCUCCCCCAGCUCUGCCUCCAUCAGCAGCUUCAACAACAACCACGUCGCCCCCUCCCCGGAGCUCUUCACCUCCACGCUCAAUGCUAACAGCGUUCCCGCUCUGAACAGCGACCUGUUUGACCUCCAGCCAACCUUCAUCCCUGCGGUCCACAACACCAACAGUGCCUGGGGAGGAUUGGAGAGCCAGCCGCCCGCCCAGACCUCCACCGUAGAUUUUGACGCAGUUUUUGGGAAUAACUCCAGUACAACCACUAACGGAAACGGUCCCCAGACGCCAGCCGGUUUCGAUGCUCUGGGAGAAGUGCUGAAGCCCACCCUCCCCUCCCUCUCCGCCCCUCCGCCUCCUCCUCCCCCCAUGGCCCUUCACUCCGGGGGAAAACUGUUAGCACACGACCUGGACUCUUCUCUGGCGAACCUCGUCGGCAAUCUGCACUUUGGGACCCCAAAGAAGCCGGAGAUGCAGUGGACGCAGCCCGGAGAAAAGAAGCUGACAGGGGGACAGAACUGGCAGAACAAGACCAUGUCCACCACCCAAUGGGGCCCUGCACCCAUGGGCCCCCCACCCAUGCCCCUGCAACAUGUGAGUCCGGCUGCUGUGGCGUUCCCCAUGGCCACACCUCAAGUGCCUGUCUAUGGAAUGGUCCCUCCUCCGAUGGGUCAGAUGGGGGGGGUCCCUGUCAUGGCGCCUCAGCCCAUGAUGUACAACCAGCCUGUGCUCAGACCCACCAACCCAUUCGCCCCCCUCCCUGGAGCACAGAUGCAGUUUAUGUAAAAUCCAAACAUGGAGGAGGAGAGCGGAGCACCAAAAGCAACGAACAAAUAAACAAACAACGAAAGAAAGAAGGAAAGAAAGGGGGAGAGAGGGGGAACGGACAGAUGGAGACAACACAACCAGGCCACAGGAAGUGUCUG
Molecule: messenger RNA, 2918 nt
Organism: Boleophthalmus pectinirostris (great blue-spotted mudskipper)
Lineage: Eukaryota; Metazoa; Chordata; Actinopteri; Gobiiformes; Gobiidae
Product: phosphatidylinositol-binding clathrin assembly protein
Exons: 19
Coding region: 946-2778 (610 amino acids)
Biological process (GO): clathrin-dependent endocytosis; synaptic vesicle budding from presynaptic endocytic zone membrane; clathrin coat assembly
Cellular component (GO): extrinsic component of presynaptic endocytic zone membrane; synaptic vesicle; clathrin-coated vesicle
Molecular function (GO): SNARE binding; phosphatidylinositol-4,5-bisphosphate binding; 1-phosphatidylinositol binding
Source: RefSeq, a predicted model, not a curated record